ACCCGAGGACUGCUUAGGCGGCGGCUGCUCCCAAAGCUCAGAGCAGCAACGCGGGGAGCAGAGCUGAGCUGCAGCGCCACCCGGAGCGCCGAGCGCCGAGCGCCAUGUACGACCCGGAGCGCCGCUGGAGCCUGUCGUUCGCAGGCUGCGGCUUCCUGGGCUUCUACCACGUCGGGGCUACGCUAUGUCUGAGCGAGCGCGCCCCGCAUCUCCUCCGCGAUGCGCGCACUUUCUUCGGCUGCUCGGCCGGUGCACUGCACGCAGUCACCUUCGUGUGCAGUCUCCCUCUCGACCACAUAAUGGAGAUCCUCAUGGACCUCGUACGGAAAGCCCGGAGGCGUAACAUUGGCACCUUCCACCCGUUCUUCAACAUUAACAAGUGCGUCAGAGACGGGCUCCAGGAGACCCUCCCAGACAAUGUCCACCAGAUCAUUUCUGGCAAGGUUUACAUCUCACUCACCAGGGUGUCGGAUGGAAAGAAUGUGCUGGUGUCUGAGUUCCAUUCCAAAGAUGAAGUGGUGGAUGCCCUGGUGUGUUCCUGCUUCAUCCCUCUCUUCUCUGGCCUAAUCCCUCCUUCCUUCCGAGGUGAGCGGUACGUGGAUGGAGGAGUGAGCAACAACGUCCCUGUGCUGGAUGCCAGAACCACCAUCACGGUGUCCCCUUUCUAUGGUGAGCAUGACAUCUGCCCCAAAGUCAAGUCCACCAACUUCUUCCAUGUGAAUAUCACCAACCUCAGUCUUCGCCUCUGCACCAGGAACCUCUAUCUUCUGACCAGAGCACUCUUCCCAUCUGAUGUGAAGGUGAUGGGAGACCUGUGCUUUCAAGGGUACCUGGACGCCUUCCGGUUCCUGGAGGAGAAUGGCAUCUGUAAUGGACCACAGCGUAGCCUGAGUCUGUCCUCGGAGGAGAUGGUGCCAGAAGCCUGCUUGGAAAAUGGCAAACUUGUGGGAGACAAGGUGCCAGUCAACCUAUGCCUUACAGCUGUGCCCUGUGACGAGAACAUCUGGGAGAUGCUGUCCCCCAAGCUCAGCACAGCUCUGAGUCAAGCGAUUAAAGACAGGGGGGGCUACCUGAGCAAAGUCUGCAACCUCCUGCCCGUCAGGAUCCUGUCUUACCUCAUGCUGCCCUGCACUCUGCCCGUGGAGUCAGCCAUCGCUGCAGUCCACAGGCUGGUGAUGUGGCUCCCUGAUAUCCAGGAUGAUAUUCAGUGGCUACAAUGGGCGACAUCCCAGGUUUGUGUCCGAAUGACGAUGUGCCUGCUCCCCUCUACCAGAUCCCGAGCAUCCAAGGAUGACCAUCAAACACUCAAGUAUGGACAUCACCCAUCUCUCCACAAACCCCAAGGCAGCUCUGCUGGUUUGUAAAUUGCUGGUCUCUGUGCUUCCAAUGAACUUGGACAGUCUCCCUGUGGAUGGUCCAGGAGAGGCCAAAGCUGAGGGCACCCUGCCUUCCACCCCAGGUCCAGCUUGACCUUUAUCUGGAGCAACAGUGUCUAGAUGACGGGUGGGUGGGGAUGCUAUACUGUUUCCCUCUGGGAAGGGUUCUGUUACUUUCAGAGGCAGCUAGGAAGUCUCUCUCCAGGAGCUGAGCCUGUGAGGCUGCCCCCUGGUGCUCUGUGGUGACCUCAUUGCCUGUGACCUCAGGAUCACGGGAGCUAGGCUCUAUUGGUAGUUCAUAGAAACCAAAGACAAUAAUUUGGUGUUUAGAAAGCUACUUUUGGUCUGGGUGAAGUCUGGUGCUUCAGAGCUAGUGCAAAGAGGACAGUCAAACUGUCUCUCAGCCCAUGAAUCAGGGAUUCCGAGGGCAUCAGUGUUUGGAAACAGGAAUCCAAACUGGGCAAUCUCGUGCAAUCUCGUAAGGAAUCUUGUUUAGGAAGUGUGAUAGGACAGGCUGUGGCUAUCUCUAAAAAGAGCCUACCAGAUAACUUACUAUUUUCGGGGACACCUUUGGCUCUUACUAAAAUAGUUUAUAAAGAAUUUUGUAUAAACACACCAGGGAAUGUGUAGUGAACUACAUGUAUGAUCAGUGUACUGUGACUAGAAUUAACCUUUGGGUUAUUUGGGGACGGAACAACACAGGUAGGAAACUCAGCGGACCUCUGCCUCCUCAGCCGCAACUUGAACUUGGCUUGCUUUCUCCACUGUCUCCAAAUCUUUGUAUAGUCAUCAACCAUUACCACCUCUCUCCUUUCCCAUCUACUACACCAGCCUUAAUGGGGAUAAGUACCCACUUUUCUCAGGUGUCCGUACACAGCUGUGGGUGUGUCAUGUGUUUCCUGUAAUUCAGACGUUAGACUAGAACAUACACAAGCAAGCGGACAAACAAGCAAGCAAACAAAAGAAACAAGGUGUUGCUCAUCCAUACUCCUGAGUGUUGACAGUGAAGGUGUGCGUCUCCCAUGCCUGAGUCUCCUAGAGACUUAGUGAGGUCCAGGUCUAUGCAAGCACUUCCAGGGGAAUCACAUAAUCUCAGCAGGGUUGAUCCUGAUUGGAUAGGAAAGGACUCUGGGGGAGAGAAUGUGGUUCCAGAGAAGAAGUGUCUAGGCUACACAGAAGAUAAGGACUAUCCCAAGGAAAGAAAACCAGCCAGGAGCUGGGGUGCAGCUCAGUUGUUAGAGCUUCUCUAGCAUGCAUGCAGCCCAGGGUCCAGUUUCAGCACCAUAUAAACAGUGGAUUGACAGGCAGUGACAUAUGCCUGUAAUCCCAGCACUCAAGCAGUAGAGACAAGAGGAUCAGAAGUCAAGGUCAUCCUCGACUACUUAAGAGAGUCGGAGACCUGCCUUGGCUAAAUGAGACCCUGCCUCAAAAAGACAAAAAAAAAAAAAAAAAGAAAAAGAAAAAGAAAGAAAGAAAGAAAGAAAGAAAGAAAGAAAGAUAGCAGAAACUUCUACCUUGCUUUGAGCUGCCCCUUUCUGGAAGUUUCUCAUCAGUAGAAACUUCCUGCCACCUUAUCAGACAAAACUCCCACUGGUUUGGAGUCCUUCCAUUCUCAGGAACAUCAGGUGUCACACAGUGACCAGCAGGGAGCAGUGUGUUGAUUGGUAAGCCCUUAGCAAAGCUGGUUUAUUUGGUUAAAAGUGGGUGUGUUUAUGCAAAUGAGCAUACAAAUUAGUCGACUAGCAGAAGGAUUGAAUGGAUACACCAAAAAUAACUACAAUUGUUUAAGGGAAAAGGGUCCAUAAUAAAUGUGGGGGACAAAAA
Arvicanthis niloticus (Nile rat) is the source of this 3200-nucleotide messenger RNA. It is a transcript of the gene Pnpla3, whose product is annotated as patatin like domain 3, 1-acylglycerol-3-phosphate O-acyltransferase. Gene Ontology annotation, biological process: triglyceride catabolic process; lipid homeostasis. The record is from RefSeq and is a predicted model, not a curated record. Gene Ontology annotation, molecular function: triacylglycerol lipase activity. Gene Ontology annotation, cellular component: cytoplasm; lipid droplet; membrane. NCBI's taxonomy places the organism in Eukaryota, Metazoa, Chordata, Mammalia, Rodentia, Muridae.